Molecule: messenger RNA, 1386 nt
Organism: Stereum hirsutum FP-91666 SS1
Lineage: Eukaryota; Fungi; Basidiomycota; Agaricomycetes; Russulales; Stereaceae
Exons: 4
Coding region: 1-1386 (461 amino acids)
Source: RefSeq, a predicted model, not a curated record
AUGAUCUCCAGGUUCUACCGAUACCUCUGGUACUGCAUCCGUCUCCUCGCCGCUUUCGUCUACCGCCCCAUCCCACUCCCCGAUAACCCAACAUACAUUGCUUCAGAGGAUGUCACUAUCAUCGUACCCACUAUCGACGCCGGAGAGGAAUUCAAAGAAGCCGCACACUCAUGGCUCGUUGGAAAGCCCAAGGAGAUCAUCAUCAUCACCGAGGAGAAGAUGCUCGGGCCUCUGCAGGAUCUCGCUAAUGCCGUCGACCCCGAACGUAUUCGUGUCCUGACCGUCCCUUUCGCGAACAAACGACUACAGAUGGCUCAUGGUAUUAAGAAUACGACGACAGAUAUCAUCUUCUUCGCUGACGACGACGCCAUUUGGCCGCCGACAUUGAUGCCAUAUACGUUAGCGUGUUUCGAGGAUCAGAAGGUGGGCGGUGUGGGUACGAGUCAGAGGGUGCAGCCUUGCGGUGAUCAUAUGACGGUUUGGGAGGUUCUCGCCGCCAUGCGUCUCAGUAUCCGAAACAUCGAGAUCGCAUCAUCGACACACAUCGAUGGCGGACUCCCUUGUCUCUCCGGACGUACCGCCGCCUAUCGCACUGUCAUUCUCAAGGACCCCGAGUUCUUGCACGGGUUCACGCACGACUAUUGGUUGGGAAAGUAUCACCUGAACAGUGGUGACGAUAAGUUUUUGACGAGGUGGAUGGUCAGUCAUGGGUGGAGCACGUAUGUGCAGGUUUGUAAGGAGGCGGAGCUGUUGAGUACGAUGAAGCCGAACUGGAGGUUUUUGAAGCAGGUGUUGAGGUGGACGAGGAACACGUGGAGGAGUGAUCUGAGGAGUUUAUUCAUGGAGAGGCAUAUUUGGACAAGCCAUCCUUAUGUGGCGUAUACUAUGGUCGACAAGCUUUUUAAUCCGUUCACUCUACUGGUAGGACCUUGUCUGGUCAGCUACGUCGUCUACAAGUCCACAAUUCCUGUGGAUCAGGGUGGCUUCCAUUUACCCUGGUGGAAUAUCAUCAUCUCCUACAUGGUUUGGCUGACGGCUACGCGUACGGCGAAGCUUCUCCCUCAUCUUUGGUAUCGUCCUCAAGAUGUCAUUCACGUACCGGCGUUCAUUGCGUUUGGAUAUUACUUCGCUGUGAUGAAGGUUUACGCGUUGCUUACGCUUCACGAAACUGGUUGGGGAACUCGUGCGGGUAUCGGCGACCCCACCGCCGCCACCGCUGCUGCCGACAACGACACGAAUGCGGCACACAACGCCCAAGACGAGAAGGCGCACGCGUCGCGGCAGGACAACAGAGGGCGUUAUAGUGAUCUGCCGUCACCGUUGGGACAGGUGCAUGAGAUGGCCCCGUUGAGUGGCAGCGGCGGACAGGGUGGCUAUGCGCGAUGA